AUGUCACGUUCCAUCGUGCUCAUAUUAAGCAUAUUAUGCUUGACGGCCACAGCUCAACUUCGUGCCAAUCGACAGCUUUUGGGACAAGUCGCAGAAGAAGAGGCUAUUCACCAUGCUGAAGUUGCCAAUGAUGUUCACCAUGCCGAAGCUGAACACGUUCUUCAUCACGCUCAGGAGACCCAAGGUGCUAUUCAUCAAGUCCAAGCCGAAAAGGAACUUCAUCACGCCGAAGCUGAGAAAGAACUUGCUGAUGCCGAACUUCAUGGCUACAGACAACGUGGAUACGCUGGAGCUGUAGCUCAAGGCGCCAUUGCGCAUGCCGAAGCCGAACACACCGUUCACGAAGCUCAGGUAAACAACGCGAUUGUUCAGAAGGAAGUGGCUGAGAACGAACUUCAUCAUGCUCAAGCUGAGAAUCUGGUUUCUGAUGCUAAACUUCAUCACGCUGGCCACGGAUUCAGAGGAAAACGUCAAGUCUACGGUGGAGUAUAUGGCCAAGAAGCUGUACUACACGCUGGAGAGCAAGCUGCCGUGAACCACGCUGAAGCUGAAACAAAACUUCAUGAAGCCGAGGUUCAGAAUCAAGUUCACCAAGAGGAAGUUCAGAACCAAGUGCAUCUAGAUGAGACUGAAGCCAAGGUUAAUGCCCAAGAAGCUGUCUACAACGCCGAGCUACAUGGAUUCAGAGGAAAACGUCAAGUCUACGGUGGAGUUUACGCUGAAGAAGCGGUGUUGCAUGCCGAAGCUCAAGCUGCUUUGAAUCACGCUGAAGCUGAGAAUGCUCUUCAUCAAGCUGAAAUCAAGAACCAGAUUCAUGUUGAGGAAGCCGAAGCUAAACUUCAUGCCGAAGAAGCUCUCGUGAAUGCUGAACUUCAUCACUACAGAAACAGACGUAGUGUCUAUGGUCAAGAAGCGGUGAUACAUGCUGAAGAACAAGCUCAAGUUAACCAAGCUGAAGCGAAACUUCAUGAAACGGAACUUCAGAAUCAAGUGCAUCUAGAUGAAACUAAAGCCAAGAUUCAUGCUCGAGAAGCUGUUGACAACGCUGAACUUCAUGAAUUCAGAGGAAAACGUCAAGUAGCCGCACAAGAAGCCAUUGCUCACGCUGAAGCCGAACAUCUUGAUCACGAUGCUGAAGUCAACGGCGAUAUCGUGCAAAAAGAGGCUACUGAAAACGAACUUCAUCAUGCUCAAGCUGAAAAUGCUGUUUCUGGUGCUGAACUUCAUCACGAUGUUGGUCAUCAUGGAUUCAGAGGCAAGCGCCAAGUCUACGGCGGACUCUAUGGUCAAGAAGCUGUGCUACACGCUGAAGAACAAGCUGAAGUUAACCAUGCUGAAACUGAAACAAAACUUCAUGAAGCCGAAGUUCAGAAUCAAGUUCAUCAACAAGAAGUUCUGAAUCAGGUGCAUCUAGAUGAAACUGAAGCCAAGGUUCAUGCCCAAGAAGAUGUCUACAACGCUGAGCUACAUGGAUUCAGAGGAAAGCGUCAAGCGUACGGCUACGGUGCACAAGAAGCUAUUGCCAACGCUGAAGCUCAUCAACUUACUCACGAUGCUGAGGUGAACAACGCUGUUCUUCAAAAGGAAGUGGCUGAGAACGAACUUCAUCAUGCUCAAGCUGAAAACAUGGUUGCCAACGCUGAACUUCAUCAAGACGGAGGCUUCGGCGGAAGACCCGGCUUCGAACCUGAAUUCCAAGGCAGACCUGGCUACUACCAAGAAGGCUACCGACCAGAAGACCGCCCCGACUUCUACGAUGAAGGCUACGGACCUCGCGAGGAGCCCGAGUUCUAUGACUAUGGCUACGAACCUCACGUAUACAGAGCCAAACGUCAGUUGUACGGUGAAAUCGCCGCGGAACAGGCCUUGAUUCACGCCGAAACCGAGAACGCUGUCCACCACGCUCAAGUCAUGAACGCCGUUCACCACGCUGAAGCCGAACAAGCCAUCCAUCAUGCUCAGGCCGUGAAUGCCAUCCAUGUGGCCGAAGCCGAACACGCUGUUCAUGAAGCCCAGGUUCACAACGCUGUAGCUGCCGAGCAGGCCAUCAUUAAUGCCGAAGUGAAUGCUAUGUACUACUGA
This is a messenger RNA of Bursaphelenchus okinawaensis, 2082 nucleotides long. The record is from the annotation of a GenBank genome assembly. NCBI's taxonomy places the organism in Eukaryota, Metazoa, Nematoda, Chromadorea, Rhabditida, Aphelenchoididae.